Molecule: messenger RNA, 1659 nt
Organism: Liolophura sinensis
Lineage: Eukaryota; Metazoa; Mollusca; Polyplacophora; Chitonida; Chitonidae
Product: asparagine synthetase [glutamine-hydrolyzing]-like
Exons: 9
Coding region: 1-1659 (552 amino acids)
Cellular component (GO): cytosol
Molecular function (GO): asparagine synthase (glutamine-hydrolyzing) activity
Source: RefSeq, a predicted model, not a curated record
AUGUGUGGGAUUUGGGCCGUUUUUGGGAGUGAGGAGGAUGUGUCAGUACAGUGCAAUGCCUGUCAUAAGAUAGGCCACCGCGGUCCGGAUUGCUUCCGUAUGGAAAGUGUCAAUCACUUCAUGAACUGCUGUCUGGGCUUCCACCGAUUGGCUAUCAUGGAUGACCUGACAGGCAUGCAGCCAAUGAGAGUCUUCUCUCACCCUCAUGUUUGGCUUCUGUACAACGGCGAAAUUUACAAUUUCAGGCUGCUGCAGAGGCAAUUUGGUUUCCGGUACAGCACUGGCUGUGACGGGGAAUCCAUCAUCCAUCUUUACUGUCAUGGCGGGAUCGAAUUCGCUGCCCAACACCUGGACGGUGUGUUCGCCUUCAUUCUGUUGGAUACUGAAAAAAGGAAAGUUUUCAUUGGAAGGGACACCUUUGGUAUUCGUCCGUGUUUUACUCUCUCAACGGAGUCGGGGUUCUUGGCAAUCUGCUCAGAGGCCAAAGGCUUACAGGAAUUAGAACUGAAGACAAUUUCAUCGGGGUACAAGAUUUUACCCUUCCCACCAGGUCACGUGGACACCUACCAGCUCCUGGCCAAUGGAAAGACAGCGUUUGAAGAGAGGACUCGGUUCCACAAAAUUGGUCAAACGCCUCUGUACAAGACAGUCGUCAGUGCUAAAGGGGACAAAACGAAUUUGGAGAACAUAGCAGACUUGCUGGAAGCUGCCGUGCGGAAGAGACUGUUGUCAGAGCGCAGGAUCGGAUGUCUGCUCUCUGGUGGUUUGGACUCUAGCUUAGUGGCCGCAUUACUGGUAAAGAACGCCAGGGAGGCUGGGAUAUCUUACCCAAUACAGACGUUUUCCAUAGGUAUGGAAGGUAGUCCAGACCUAAUAGCCGCCAAGAAGGUUGCGUCUUAUUUGGGUACGGAGCACCACGAGGUUGUCAUGACACCGGAAGACGGCCUGAACGCUAUAGAGAAAGUGAUCUACCAUUUGGAGUCGUACGACAUCACGACAGUCAGGGCGUCUGUAGGUAUGUAUCUAGUUAGUAAGUACAUCAAAGAAAAGACGGACACCGUUGUGAUUUACUCCGGUGAAGGAUCAGACGAACUGGCGCAAGGAUACAUCUACUUUCACAAGAGUCCGUCGCCGGAAGACGGUGAUGCGGAGAGUCGGAGACUUCUGGAGGAUCUGUAUUACUUUGAUGUCUUGAGAGGGGACAAGAGCACUGCUGCUUGGGGGUUAGAGAUCCGCGUCCCAUUCCUGGAUCACCUGUUUACGUCGUACUACUUGUCACUUCCGGCGGAAGACAGGCAGCCUAAAAAUGGCAUCGAGAAGUACCUGCUGAGGUCAGCCUUCGCUAAAAAAGGGCUGAUUCCGAACGAGAUUCUAUGGCGCCCCAAAGAGGCGUUCAGCGAUGGCUUAUCAGCAACCAGCAAGCCGUGGUAUGAGAUGAUUCAGAACCAUCUGCAACAACAGGUGAACGAAGAAGACUUGGGGAACGCGGCGAACAAGUUCCCAGUGAAUCCACCCAAGACCAAGGAGGCGUUCUACUACCGUACUGUAUUUGAAAAACACUACCCUGGAGCCUCUAACUUUACCCCGUACUUCUGGAUGCCCCGGUGGAUAGAGGCGAGCGAUCCUUCUGCUAGGACCCUUAAACAUUACAAACAGUGA